UGUCGUUGCCGGGCUGGGGACCGGUGCCGGUGGCGGUGCCGUAACCGUAGCGCCGGACGAUGCUGUUCUCCCUGCGCGAGCUCGUGCAGUGGCUCGGCUUCGCCACCUUCGAGCUGUUCCUGCACGGGCUGGCCCUGCUCGCCUUCUCCGUGCUGCUCGUGCUCAAGGUGGACGGCGCGGCCGCCGCGCUCUCCUGGUGGGUCGUGUUCGUGCCCUUCUUCGCCGCCGACGGGCUCAGCACCUACUUCACCACCAUCGUGUCCGUGCGGCUGUUCCAGGACGGCGAGAAGCGCCUGGCGGUGCUGCGGCUCUUCUGGAUCCUCACCAUCCUCAGCCUCAAGUUCGUGUUCGAGAUGCUGCUGUGCCAGAAGCUGGUGGAGCACACGCGGGAGCUCUGGUACGGGCUCAUCAUGUCGCCCGUCUUCAUCCUGCUGCAGCUGCUCAUGAUCCGGGCCUGCCGCGUGAACUGAGCCCGGGGCUCCCCUCGCUGUCCCCGCGGAGGGCAGGUGACAGGCCGGGACAGGGCAGAGCAUCACGUUUCUCCAAAAGCUGCACAUCCCUGCUUGUGCCGCCUCAGCCCCUGCCUUGUCCUGCCCUGCGAGCGCGGCUGGGCGUGACAGUUAUUUUAUUUUCUCAUAAAGAUGCGUUGAAGGAUUGGGUUUAUUUAUAAAUUCUUUUUUCCUGGAAAGCUGUUGUACCUCAGACUGCUGCCUGGAGGGUGGCUGGUUGCUGUAGAUCUCCCGGUACAGCCCAGACUCCUGCCCUGCCCAGCAGCUGGCUCAUGGAUUUCCAUCUGUCCCCUCACCUCCCUGAGCACUUCCUGCCUUCAGUGCCCUGGCAGGGUUUUGUGAGGUCAUGUUCAGAUCACCGGUGUGUGUAUUUUUGAACAGGAAUAUGAUUUUU
Messenger RNA from Passer domesticus (house sparrow), 903 nucleotides. RefSeq names its product transmembrane protein 203 (gene TMEM203). The transcript has a single exon. Gene Ontology annotation, cellular component: endoplasmic reticulum. The record is from RefSeq and is a predicted model, not a curated record. The coding region runs from base 60 to 470 and encodes 136 amino acids. Gene Ontology annotation, biological process: intracellular calcium ion homeostasis. NCBI's taxonomy places the organism in Eukaryota, Metazoa, Chordata, Aves, Passeriformes, Passeridae.